AUGAGAUGUAAACGAGUACGAGACCUGUUGGCCCUGCCGCUCGUGUCAGUCACACAGCGCCCUGGUGUUACUGUGACUGUUAAGCUGCCUUAUACCUUCAAGGAUAGUGCGGACCAGGCUGAAACGAUUAAGAAAGCAGUAUCUCGCUAUGAGAAACAAAGUAAUGUAUUUAAAAACCUGAGUACUAGCAAAAACAAUGCAAAUGAGGCCAGCUACAAGCUAGCUCUGUGUAUUGCUAAGCAUGGUAAGCCUUUCACUGAUGGAGAUUUUAUAAAAGCAGCUUUCCUAGAGUGCUCUGAGGUGUUAUUUGAUGGCAUGUCAAACAAACACAUGGUCAUCUCAAGGAUAAAAGACAUGUCUGUCUCAGCUACAACCGUGGAGAGACGUAUUUCUGAAAUGGCUGCUAAUGUAAGUGAGCAACAACCUGCUGCUUUAACAAAUGCAACUGUAUUUAGUGUUGCUCUGGAUAAAAGUGUGGAUAUAAAUGACAUUCCCCGGUUGGCUGUUUUUGUUUAUAGUGACACAGAGAUACACGAGGAGCUCUGUUGUCUGACACUUAUGCAUGCCACUACCAAGGGAGAAGACAUACUGAAGACUUUCACUGAUCAUUUUGAGGACAGAGGGAUUGACAUAAGAAAGAUUUUUGCAUUUACAUCGGAUGGUUCCCCUGUUAUGGUAGGAAAAAACAAGGGGUUUACUAAGAUGAUUGGGGAUAGAAUUGGGCACCCCGUUGUACUGUAUAUUUCAUCAAGAAAAUUUAUGUGCCGAGAUCCCGAGCAGCGAUCUCAACAAGAGUUUCAAGCUUUCCUUGAAGAGGUGGAUAGUACUUACAAAGAGAUACCCUUACACAGCAGUGUUAGAUGGCUAAGCUAUUGGAAGAUAUUGGAGAGAUUUGUGGAAUGCUUUGAUGAAAUCAAGAUUUCCCUAUCAGAAAAAAACUAUCCUGAGCUGGAGGACAGAGAUUGA
Messenger RNA from Penaeus vannamei (Pacific white shrimp), 966 nucleotides. The record is from RefSeq and is a predicted model, not a curated record. Lineage: Eukaryota; Metazoa; Arthropoda; Malacostraca; Decapoda; Penaeidae.